Siniperca chuatsi (mandarin fish) is the source of this 3084-nucleotide messenger RNA. It is a transcript of the gene aggf1, whose product is annotated as angiogenic factor with G patch and FHA domains 1. The record is from RefSeq and is a predicted model, not a curated record. Bases 220 to 2454 code for a protein of 744 amino acids. The transcript has 15 exons. Gene Ontology annotation, molecular function: protein binding; nucleic acid binding. NCBI's taxonomy places the organism in Eukaryota, Metazoa, Chordata, Actinopteri, Centrarchiformes, Sinipercidae. Gene Ontology annotation, biological process: vasculogenesis.
AUUAGCUAGUAGUAAAUGGCGGUUGCGAACAGGGUGGACAGUAAAUAUUACCACGGUUAUAACUGUAACUGUCUAAUUAUCAUCAAAACAUGUACUCGACUGUAUCGGAAAUACAGGGUAGUUAUAAAAUGUCUAUUUUCAACUUUCAGGUCUGUUCAUGCGCCGUGCUGACAGGAAAUUCACUGCCAAAGAGACGAAAACGAAACAAACGUUGAACUAAUGGAGAACGACGAUGGAGAAACGGACACGGACUCUGAAAAGGCUGAGCUCCGUCUGAGAGUAGAGUCGUUGAAGCAGGAGCUCAACGAGUGCAGAGCCGAGCUGACCAAGUUACAGAAACAACUGAACCAGUCCGAAAGACUGCAGAGGAGCACAGAGAGCUACAACGAAGACCUGAGGAAACAGGUUGACCUGCUGAGCGCAGAGAUUCAUGAACGGAAGAAGAAAGGUAAAGACAGAGUCGACAGUGAAACUCAGACAGAAGAAUAUGUAUGGACAGAAACUGAUUAUUACAACUACUACUAUGGAAGCUACAAUCAGAACCCAGAGGCUUCACACACUCAGGAAGACCUGAACACAGUAGCAGCAGUGGAUGCAGCUGAUGUCAGCGAGGCAGCAGAGGUUUCAACCCCGAAUCAAGCAGCAGUUGCUGAUGUUUCAGGUCAACCUGACAACAGUGUUACAGCCACAACAGAGGGGGGUGAUGGAGGAUCCAUAGCUGAUAUACUGAGGGCCACUGCUGAAGAGGCUAUGACACAGACUGGGUUUAUCUUUGAUGAGACUACUGGGAUGUACUAUGACCACAGCACGGGCUUCUAUUACGACUCGGCCAGUCAGUUGUACUAUGAUGCCAACACAGGCAUUUACUACUACUAUGAUGCAGAGAGUGGACGAUACCAGUUUCAUUCCAGGAUUGAGGUGCCCGCUGCACAAACUUCUGCAGAGCCUUGCAAAGACAAGAGCAGUGGUGAAAAGAAGGGCAGAAAGCUUAAGAAAGGGUCCAAGAAAACCUCCCUCCAAGAUGAUAAGGAACUCAUAUGUGAUGAGGUAAAGUUGGAAGAAGAAGAAACUGACUGGGUCGAACAGCAAACAACUAAGAGGACCACAGAGUCACGAAAACUGAGGCGACGGUCUCGCAGUCCAGAUGUGGCACCACAUAGAAAAGACUCUUCUAAACACAGAGAGGAGAGUGACAAAUCUUCAUUAAAGAGGAAGAAGCAGAAAAACGGUUCAAACUAUGAUGAUAAGUGUAGAUCAAAGAAGAAAAAGAAGAAAUCUAAGUCAAAAAAGCAGAAGAAGAAAAAGAGCUCGCCUCGAAGCGAUGACUUGGAGGGGGACAGCGAACCGGAAGAGGGUGAGAUCACAGAGUCGGAGAGAGAGGAGUGGGAGUCCACUCCCUCGUUCUCAUCAUCUUCUAGCUCCCCCUCCAAGGAAAGCCCAGAGUCAGAAAUGGAGACUCAGGAAGUCAAAAACAUUUGGCCGCCCUGUGUAAGAGUGACAGUGGUCAGAUCUCCAGUGUUGCAGGUGGGCACUCUGUUCAUCAUCACAGCCGACUCUCCAGCCACCAUUGGCAGAGAGAAAGAUAUGGACCAUGCAGUCCGAAUACCAGAAAUGGGAGUCAGCAAGUUCCACGCAGAGGUGUACUUUGACCAGGAGCAGCAGAGCUACAUGCUGGUGGACCAGGGAAGCCAGAAUGGAACAGUCAUCAAUGGCAACAGGAUCUUACAGCCCAAAACCAAGUGUGAGCCACAUGCACUGAUGCACGGUGAUGAGGUGAAGAUGGGAGAGACUGUGCUGUCCUUCCAUAUCCACUCGGGGACUGAUACCUGUGACGGCUGUGAGCCCGGUCAGGUGAUUGCUCACCUCAGCAAGCACAGGAGAGAGGAGAAGACAGGCCCUGCUCUCACCAAAGAGGAUAAAGAAGCAUUGAGACAAAAGGAGCUGAAGCAGAUGAAGGCCAAAUAUGGCCUGCAGAGCAGUGAGUAUGAGGAGGCCAAAGCCCUGAGGAACCCCAAAUACACGGACCGAGCAGAGUCGCGACGACAGAUGGUGGGCAGCGAGGGUGUUUUCCAACGAGACGAUGCACCCGCUUCUGUUCAUAAGGAGAUUAGUGAAGUCAAUAAAGGACGGAAAAUGCUGGAAAAGAUGGGCUGGAAGAAAGGAGAGGGACUGGGUAAAGAGGGAGCUGGAAUGAAAGACCCGAUUGAACUGAAAAUUAGAAAGUCACAGAGUGGUUUGGGGGCUGGUGUCGUCAUGUCUCUAGACAAUGUUUCUGUGACCAAAUCAAAGUCCCAGAAGAACUGGGAGAAAGCGCGUGCGAGAUUUGCUGAUUCGUGCCAGCCUGACACGCUGUCACCUAAAACACAGAACAGGUCACCCAAAGCCUGGGUCAAAGCAGAAGAGACUGAGAUGACAAACACACAAGCGGGUUUUGAUACAGACGGCCAAAGUUAGGAAUCAAUGAGAGUGUAUUUAAAAGCUGGGAGGUUUGAUGCGUAUGAGAAAACGGAGUCUCUCUACUUUCUGAGGAAGUGUGAUCUGGUGUCUGUAAAUUACAGUAAGCAUAGAAAAUAGUGUUAUUUAACUCUGUCUCAGCAUGAGGAAACCACAGCAACUAAUUGAUUCUGAGCUGAGUUUUCUCUUGAUACAACUGUUGGACCACAAUUAUGUCACAGUGACCACUGCCUAUCAACCUGCUGUCCAGUGCUGUGCAUUAACAGAAUUUGUAAAAGUCACUAGCUGUGGUUGUAGAAUGUGUUCCCCCCUCUCCUCCAUAAGUGAACAGUAUGGUAUGUUUACAGUCCAAACAACUCUUGAAGAAGAGCAGCUUUUGUUUCACGGUCAAAUGUGUCUGUAGUCCAACCUACAGAGGGCAGAGCUGCCAGUGUGUCUCCCAGAACAAAGAGGACAUGAAUCGCCUCAAGCAAAUAUUGACACAGUGAAGCUAUAUUUCUCACAAUGAGAUCAUGACAACUGUGGAUCUGUUUAGACAGCCCGUAACUGAUCAUGUUAAACCAGUCAACUGUUUGGUGUAACACUGCCCCCCCCCUUUAAAGUUGCACAUUAAAUUUUGAACAUGCUCAA